CUCCUCUGGGGAUAAAUCCGUCUGGACUUCCUUUAUCUCCAACCCUGCAGCACAGGCAACAACCUUACUGCAAAGUUUCCGGACUUGCUAUUUUUCCUUGGAUGUGUUGGGUUGUUUGCUACUCUGUGACACCCCCAAAUUCAGCUUAUACUCCGACCCGACAACGAAACAAAAGUUGCUGUGCCCUUUACUCCGUUUGCCUCUCUUACCUUUAUUUAGCUCCUGGCGUGCGAUAUAUAUAUAUAUAUAUAUAAUUAUCCAGUCAGCUCAGAAGCUCCGUUUCCCUUCGAUCCUUACAAACAUUUCCAGUCACGACAUACUACUACUACCAAGAUGUGGUACGGCUACGGCUUCAGCAGCAGUGCUGCCUCUUCUCCAUCACCCUCAUCGCUCCCUCCACCACCUCCGCCACCAUCUCCCAACGACUCCCUCCUCGACAUCAGCCCCCGCAAGACAUCCUUCUCCACGUCGUCUGGACGCAACACAUCCUGCGCCUUCCCAUCCUGGCCCAAUCGAUCCUCGCUCUUCUCAGACUCCGACGAGAGCGCCAGCGCGUUCCUGUCGGACGAGGAUCUCUUCGUGGCCUCGACACCUGACUCGGUGCUCAGCAGCGACGACGACCUGUCGCUGCCGUCGAGCGCGUCGGAUCUCACCACAGAACAGCAGAUCGGCCUGAUCCAAGCGGCACGCGAGAAUGAGACGCAGGGGUUCUUCGCCCACGUUCAGGCGCACGCCCGGGCCCAGCAGGCCCUCCGGGUGGCCCAGCAGGCGAUGGCAGCGCAGGCAGGAGCCAAGCGCAAGAAGCGACGCGUCGUCACAGACAAGAAACGCCGCGCUGGCUCGGCGUCCUCGUCGUCUUCAUCCAAGGCGUCCUCCAAGGCCGUGUGAAACCGAUUAACCGCGGUAACGAUAUUAUACUCUUUCUUUUUUCAACAUUGUUUCGCCCGAUCUGGACGACGACACCUCGACUCGGAAGGUCAAAAAAAAGGAAAGCCGACGACUACUUUACUGCAUGCGUUUGCAACACACGGUAGCCUCGGUCCAUCGGCGGUGAGGCCUACAGACCAGAAAGGAAAAAAGAGCGUCACCCUCACCACCCUCUUUUUUUUUUAAUUAAACUUUCAGCGGUAGGGCUGCGAACCCUGGCUCCGCAUCCACCCGAUGGAGGGAGAAAGCU
This is a messenger RNA of Coccidioides posadasii C735 delta SOWgp, 1177 nucleotides long. RefSeq lists its product as uncharacterized. NCBI's taxonomy places the organism in Eukaryota, Fungi, Ascomycota, Eurotiomycetes, Onygenales, Onygenaceae. The record is from RefSeq and is a predicted model, not a curated record.